AGACUGUUUAUUAAUAUCUUUUUUUUUUCUGGGAGAAAAACUAUGAAUCAAGGGAAUUUCCAAGAAAUUAUAGUUAUUGGAUAUAAAAAUGAAGGGAUAUUAGAUGAUACAAAUAUAUAUGUUUAUGAUAUGUAUACGGGAAGUCAGAUAAUGAAAUUUAAACAGAAUGAUUGUUGUUUAAGAGGAGUAUUUAUUACGGAAAACUAUGUUUUUUGUAGCCAAAGAGAAAAACCAAUUCUUCAUAUAUAUUGCUGGGAAAAGGAAAGUAUAUAUCAAAAAAUGGUUAUACCAGAGAUAUUGACAGCAUUUGCUGUUUCUCAUGAUGUUUAUUGGGCGGUUGGAGGUACAAUACAAGGAAAAAUAUAUGUUUGGCAGAUAACAUCAGGAAAUUUAAUGUUUGUUCAUGAAGCACAUUAUCAAAAGAUAGCAGCGAUUACAUUUGUGAUGGAUGAUGGAUUUUUUUUAACAGGAUCUGAGGAUUGUUAUUUAUGUUUAUGGAGUUUAUCAGAUAUACUUGAUUUAUAUGGAAAAAAGGAUAGAGGACCAGUAAAAACAUGGAAUAAUCAUACAUUAGGAAUUACAGAUAUUGUUUGUGGGUAUGGUACGACUAAUUCAGCAAGAGUUUUUACAUCAUCAUUGGAUAGUACAGUAAAUGUAUGGGAUUUAAAUACUCAAAGUCUUCUUACAACGUUUGUUUUUCCUAAGCCGAUAACAUGUCUUGUGGUAGAUCCAGCAGAAAGAGCGUUUUAUGCGGGCAAUGAUCAAGGUGAUGUUUAUCUUGUUGAUUUAUAUGGAAUUGCACAAGAGAAAUCUUUAGAAUCUUUUUAUGAAGCAAUAGGAGGAUCAGGAAAAGUUAUUCAAAGUGUUAAAGAUGAAUCAACAAUAUUUAAAGGACAUAAAAGUGCAAUUUCAUGUUUAGCAUUAUCUUUUGAUGGAUCUCUUUUAAUAACAGGAUCUCAAGAUCAUGAUGUAUUUAUAUGGGACAUUGCUACUCGUCAAAUAAUUCAAACAUUUAGUAAACAAAAUGGACCAAUAACAUCAAUUUGUUGUAAGGUUAUUUAUAGAGGAUUUUUUGAAAGUAAAAAAUCUUUACAAAACAUACCUACUUUUAAAAAAGUUCAAAAUUUUCAAGAUAUGAAUGAUUAUUCUAUUUUAAAAAAGUUAAAUGUUUUCAAUGAAUUGAAAAAUAAAACGGCAUGGUAUGAAGAUGAUUCAGCAUUGAUAAAAAAAGAUUUAACUGAAUUUAUGUCUAUUACAUCUGAAUCAGCAUUGCAAUUACAUGUUAAAAACUUGCAAAAUGAGUUACAAACAUUAUACGGAUAUUAUUCUGAUUUGAGAGAAGUUCAUCAAGAAUUAUGGAAAGAGUAUAUGAAAACUCAAAUAGUGGAUCAUGAUGAAAAUUAAUAUUUUUUAUAAAAGUAAUAUACAGAUGGAAUAUUUUCGUUG
Messenger RNA from Pneumocystis carinii B80, 1446 nucleotides. RefSeq lists its product as hypothetical. The coding region runs from base 43 to 1404 and encodes 453 amino acids. Gene Ontology annotation, biological process: DNA-templated DNA replication; rRNA processing. Gene Ontology annotation, molecular function: protein binding. The record is from RefSeq and is a predicted model, not a curated record. The transcript is spliced from 6 exons. Gene Ontology annotation, cellular component: nuclear pre-replicative complex. Lineage: Eukaryota; Fungi; Ascomycota; Pneumocystomycetes; Pneumocystales; Pneumocystaceae.